This is a messenger RNA of Antechinus flavipes (yellow-footed antechinus), 3787 nucleotides long. It is a transcript of the gene TMEM63A, whose product is annotated as transmembrane protein 63A. Gene Ontology annotation, molecular function: nucleic acid binding; calcium-activated cation channel activity. Gene Ontology annotation, cellular component: plasma membrane. The record is from RefSeq and is a predicted model, not a curated record. NCBI's taxonomy places the organism in Eukaryota, Metazoa, Chordata, Mammalia, Dasyuromorphia, Dasyuridae. The transcript is spliced from 24 exons. The coding region runs from base 388 to 2805 and encodes 805 amino acids.
AGUUUUCCCGUCUGAAAAAUGAGCUUUUUGGAGCAGAGGUUUUCUCUGAGGUCAGUAAGAAGCUCGGGGAUGCUUAGUGAAGAGGAAGUACUCAGCUAGGAGGUUUGAGGAAGCGAGGUGGCAACAGGAAGAUCUGGGACCCACAGUCGAGGGGCGCAGGUGGCUCGAGCAAUCCAUGACUGCCGAAUGAUCUCCAAGACUCUGGUUUUUCAAGACCUGCAGGAAAUGAGUUGUCAUCCUGGCGGAGUCCAGCUUUCAGCAGUGUGGGAGGCUCAGCUGUGGUGAGCCAGAGACAGAGAAUGUGCGCCUCCCUUGCUCCCUUGGCAAACCCCAGAGAAGGCACCAACUGAGGCCAUUUUCACAGGAUCGUGAUUCUAGUCACCCAGAAUGAAGGGGACAAGUUUCCCAACCCUCAGCCUGUGGCACUCCGGGGUGAUCAGGAGCAGAGAGAGGCUGAGCCUUGGUGAUAAGCCCAAUGACACGUAUUGCUACAGCACCGUCAACAACACCAGCACUGUGCUCCAGGGAGUGACCUUUGGUGGAGUUCCCACUGUCCUGCUCAUAGAUGUCAGCUGCUUCUUGUUUUUAAUAGUUGUGUUUUCCAUAAUUCGAAGAAGAUUUUGGGACUAUGGCCGCAUCGCACUGGUGUCAGAAACAGACAGAAAUUCCAGAUACCAGAGGCUGUCAUCUUCUUCUUCCUCAGGGAAUUACGACUUUGAAUCGGAUCUGGGGUGUUGUUCAUGGCUAACUGCUGUUUUUCGAAUGCAAGAUGAACAGAUCCAGGAAUGGUGUGGAGAUGAUGCCAUACAUUACUUGAGCUUCCAACGCCAUAUCAUCUUCCUGCUGGUGGUACUCAGCUUCCUAUCUCUGUGUGUCAUCUUGCCUGUCAACCUCUCGGGUGAUUUGCUGGUUAAAGAUGCUUACAAUUUCGGGAGGACGACAAUAGCAAAUCUGCAGACUGGAAAUAACUUGCUCUGGUUGCACACCAUCUUUGCCGUCAUCUACCUGCUGCUGACCAUUGCCUUCAUGAGGCACCAUACCCAGUCCAUCAAGUAUAAAGAGGAAAACCUGGUGAGGCGCACUUUGUUUAUUACAGGACUCCCCAAAAACACCAGGAAAGAGACAUUAGAAAGUCACUUCAGAGAGGCCUAUCCCACCUGUACUGUAGUAGAGGUCCAACUAUGCUAUGAUGUUGCCAAGCUAAUUUAUCUGUGUAAUGAAAGAAAGAAAGCAGAGAAAAGCCUGAACUAUUACACCAACCUGCAGAUAAAAACAGGCGAGCGCACAUUCAUCAACCCCAAGCCCUGUGGCCAGUUCUGUUUCUGUGAUAUCUCAGGAUGCGAGAAGGAAGAUGCCAUCAUCUACUAUACCCGGAUGAAAGACAGGCUGCUGCGAAGGUUAUCCCAAGAGGAACACACUGUUCAGGAUCAUCCUUUGGGAAUGGCUUUUGUCACCUUCCAGGAACACUCCAUGGCUAACUUCAUCCUCAAGGAUUUCAACGCUUGCAAGUGUCAGGGCUGCAGGUGCAAAGGUGAGCCACAGCCUUCAGCCUACAGCAGAGAACUCAGUACCUCCAGCUGGACUGUAGCUUUCGCCUCCUAUCCAGAGAACAUUUGUUGGAAGAAUCUUUCUAUUCAGGGCCUCCGAUGGUGGUUCCAGUGGGCAGGUAUCAAUUUCAUCCUUUCGGUGGUAUUGUUCUUCCUGACCACUCCCUCGAUCAUUCUCUCCACCAUGGACAAGUUCAAUGUCACCAAACCCAUUCAUGCCCUAAAUGAUCCAGUAAUCAGUCAGUUCUUCCCAACCCUCCUCUUGUGGUCCUUCUCUGCACUGCUGCCUUCCAUUGUCUACUACUCUACACUGCUGGAGUCCCACUGGACCAAGUCAGGAGAAAACAGAAUAAUGAUGAUCAAGGUGUACAUUUUCCUGAUCUUCAUGGUGCUGAUCCUCCCCUCUCUGGGACUUACCAGUUUAGAUUUUUUCUUCCGGUGGCUGUUUGACAAAGCUUCCUCUGAGACCUCGAUCAGAUUAGAGUGUGUCUUCCUGCCUGACCAAGGAGCCUUCUUUGUGAACUACGUCAUCGCAUCCGCCUUUAUUGGCAACGGCAUGGAGCUCCUGCGGCUGCCCGGUCUCAUUCUUUAUACCAUCCGCAUGAUCAUGGCCAAGACAGCUGCUGACCGAAGAAACCUCAAACAGAAUCAGGCAUUUGAGUAUGAGUUUGGAGCUAUGUACGCAUGGAUGCUAUGUGUUUUUACUGUCAUCAUGGCUUACAGUAUUACCUGCCCCCUCAUAGUCCCUUUUGGUCUCAUCUACAUCCUCCUCAAGCACAUGGUGGAUCGACACAACCUCUACUUUGCCUACCUCCCUACCAAACUGGAAAAAAAGAUCCAUUUUGCUGCUGUGAACCAGGCCCUGGCUGCACCCAUCCUCUGCCUCUUCUGGCUGUAUUUUUUCUCCUUUCUGAGGUUAGGUUUCCGAGCACCCACGACCCUAUUUACUCUAUUGGCUGUGCUGCUCACCAUCGCCGCCUGCAUAGGCUACACCUGCUUUGGCUGCUUCAAGCACCUCAGCCCCCUCAAUUACAAGACAGAUGAAUCGGCAAACGACAAAGGAAAUGAAACAGACGGACGCCUGCCUCCCAGAGCUGCUAUGUAUGUGCCCAGGGUACUGAACAGCUUGGCUUCGGAGAGGACUUCCCUGUCCCCCCAGGAUCAGCAGACAUAUGGCGCCAUCCAGAACAUCAGUGGGACCCUCCCUGGACAGCACUCUCCAAAGCCUUCAGACUUUGCUCCUUCGUUGGAUGACUGAGAUAAACUUCACUCAAAAUGGGCACGACUGGAAUAGAACCUUUAGUCUGGCUCUGGGGAGAAGGAGAAGACAGACCGCAUCUUGGUUUCCAAGCACCUCAGCUUCCUUUUCCUUUUCUUUUGGUCCAUUUUAAGCACCAUAUUCCUAGAACAGGAUGAGCUUAAAUGGCUCACAGUCAGGGACCCAUCUGAGAGGAUUGUUAAAGUCCCUGCCCCAAUCUGCUCAGUGGACAUCUACCAGGUGACCAGUAAGAAGGGCAAACCUGGCUUUCUGGAUUCCUGAUAGCCCCUUUGAAGAUCGUGUUUUCCCUUCCAGCUCUGUCCUUUGGCAGUGCUGCCCCUGUGGUGCCAGCAUAUUUAGCUUACUGUCUGCAAUAAUGUACUUUAAUUAAGGAUUCAUGUUAGUAUUGUGACCCUGGACAAACAAUCCAGGGGACUGGAGCAAGUACUGGGAUUAAGAGACCAGGGCCAGGACAGGCUGGAGCAGGUUUCCUCCCUCCUGAGCCCUUGCACUAACACACAUAUCCAAGCACACACAUGUAUACCAAAUACAUGUAUUCCAGUUGUAUGCAAAGAGCUUUCAGAGACAAAGGCUGUUGGGUAGGUUUCCGAGUCAGAGGAAGGGGACUGCUCAUCGUCCAAUCUUCCCACUCUUGUCUUCCCACCUGCCAGGGAGUCCCAGUUUAUUCUGUGCUGAGUCUAGACUUUCCUGUAGCCCCCAGGGACAGAGGUAACGAAGGGGAAUGUGAGUUCAAAGCCCAUCUCUUUGGUUCUUGGUAGAGUGCCGACUCCAACCACAGUGCCAUCCCUCCCUGCCUACAGCUGCCUUACUGCUUCUGUUGGUUCUUGUGCUUUCCUACUGUUGCCUUAUAGUGUCAGUGACACUGCCAGCCAGUUCUCCCAGGGCAUGUGUUGUGAGAAAAAGAUAAUGGCACAAAGAUGAAACUGAUGGCCCCUUAAUAAAGCAUGGAACGGAGAGUGCA